GUGUUAGUCACUGUAGACAAAAAAACACAUCUUAUGUCUAGCCACCCUUGCCUGUCAGACAGCGCCGAGGAAUCACAGCCCUGUAGUCCACAUUGAAUGACAUUUAGUUAUAAUGUGAAGCAUGGCCGGGGAGAGCGAAAAGAAAGCUGUACUGGAAAUGGUCCAGGCAGAUGGUGCUGAUGAGGGCUGUGUGACAUUUGUGCUGCACGAUGAAGACCAUACACUGGGCAACUCCCUCAGAUAUAUGAUUAUGAAGAGCGGUGACGUAGAGUUCUGCGGCUACACCAUCACCCAUCCCUCUGAGAGCAAGAUCAACUUUCGCAUUCAGACUCGAGGGGGACUUCCAGCUACAGAGCCGCUGCGGAGAGGCCUGAAUGAGCUCAAUGAUGUCUGCCAGCAUGUUCUCAACACCUUUCAGGCAAGGGUUAGUGAAUUCAAAGAUGGGCAAGAGCAACCCAUGGAUUGAAGAGCAUGACAUAUGUGUGCCAGUGACGCUGUCAAGACACAGUUUCUCAACACAAGCUGUAAAAACAGGACAUGGAUUUCUCACAUUUUGGAUAUCUAUGAGUUAGAUGAAGAAAAGUUCACCUUGAAAAUGUGUGUACAGUUUUUUAUUACAUUAUGUUGAUUUGAUGUUUGAUAGACGUGUGUGAUAAAUGUGUAUCUGUCCUGUGUUGAUCAUUCCCAAAUCUCUGGAAGGAUAAGUAAAAGACAUUCUAGACAGUAAA
Molecule: messenger RNA, 728 nt
Organism: Notolabrus celidotus (New Zealand spotty)
Lineage: Eukaryota; Metazoa; Chordata; Actinopteri; Labriformes; Labridae
Gene: polr1d
Product: RNA polymerase I and III subunit D
Exons: 5
Coding region: 122-466 (114 amino acids)
Biological process (GO): DNA-templated transcription
Cellular component (GO): RNA polymerase I complex; RNA polymerase III complex
Molecular function (GO): DNA-directed RNA polymerase activity; protein dimerization activity; DNA binding
Source: RefSeq, a predicted model, not a curated record